UCUAAAAACAUCUAAGAUGUCACCAGCCACUUGGCUAGUAAGUUGAAAAGUUAGUGUUGAGCCCUGCAACGGUAUAAAUUAUGUAUCAUCAUUUGUCCAAAUUAAAGUAUUUUGGCCUGUUUAACUGAGCACUACAAAAUGUUACAGUGAUACCCUCCACCCAUGGGUAAUGGUAAAUUGUUUGUGAAACAGGACAAAGUGGUAUCUAGUAUCUGUCCAGGAAGAUUGGUGUACUGUUAAGAAAGCAAAUUGUCCAACGCUUUGGCAGCUUGAUCAACUUGGCUCAUCUUUUGUGCCCCUGUUUUUCAAAUACUGCUCAAAUCUUUGAUGAUCCUCAAUCCUUCGGAGAUCUCGAUGGUGUGAGCAUGUGCUCUUAAUUCACAUGGGUGAUAAUUACGCAAGGAGUGAUUAUGGGAACAUCUGUCAAGCUACCUAAAUACAGGAAUCAGUUUAUUUAUCCAAUACCUAUUGCAGGUGAUCUUGGGUAAAGUGCAGAAGUUUCCAUCAAAUUUGGAUGAAAAGUUACAGAAGCAAGUAAUGGAUUGUAGUGAUGGUUUACUGACAGCAGUUGGAGACACAAUGUGUGCCCAUGACUUCUAUGAAGGCCAAGGAAGACUGGAUGGUGCCUUCUGUGACUACACACUUGAAGAUAAACUCAAGUUCCUGCAGAAGAUCUAUGAUGCUGGUGUGCGCAACAUAGAGAUGGAAAGUGUUUGCUUUGCAUCCAUGUGUAAUCGUGCUGGUGUCCCAGCGGCCAUACUAUGUGUUACACUAUUGGACCGUCUCAAAGGGGAUCAGGUGGAAUUGACACCAAAGCAACAUGAGGACUUUCAGAUGAGGCCUCCCAGGCUUGUGGCCAGAUUCAUCAAGAAAAUGUUAGCAGAGCAAAGCAACAGCUGCGAGUUUCAUCCGAGGAAACGAAAAAAGGCUUACUAAUCAUUUCACAAUCACAUCAUCCUUGAUGAUUUGAGUCUCAUGUUGCUGGGGUGACUUGAGAUCACUUGUUAAGAAUUUUUUGAAAGGCCUCCUUCAGUUAAGUGAAUUUUAUUGAAAUGGAAAGCGUAAUCAUGAUAGAGAAGCAAGGAAUUGUAAGGUGUGAUGCAUGUAAUGCACCUCUGCAUAACUGAGGGAUACAUAUCUUCAUUAAGGGCUUAGUUAUUUAACUAGAGAAGCACUAAAAUUGCAGGUCAAUUUUUUUGGCAAUGGGGCAAGCCAUAUUCCCCUUGGAAUAGUUCUUUGACUAUACUUUUCUAGAGUAUAAUGUAAUAAUAUAUUUCUGAUAUUUUAAUGUGAGGAGGUAAAUAAAUAUAGUUAUUUAGUUAUUUACACAUUUUAAUUAACUCAAUGGACAAAUUUAUUUUCAUUUAGGUUUGAUAAUGUAGAUCAUUGUUACUUGUUGUAAAUGCAUUGUUUUCAUAUUGCAGGGAUAAAUGUUUUAUAGAGUGUGGUUUGUAUGGUGAAUAAAAAGUACAAGGACUGAAUAAAGCAUGAAAAAAACAAGUA
Molecule: messenger RNA, 1503 nt
Organism: Stylophora pistillata
Lineage: Eukaryota; Metazoa; Cnidaria; Anthozoa; Scleractinia; Pocilloporidae
Product: uridine phosphorylase 1
Biological process (GO): uridine catabolic process; nucleotide catabolic process
Cellular component (GO): cytosol; cytoplasm
Molecular function (GO): uridine phosphorylase activity
Source: RefSeq, a predicted model, not a curated record